AUGACUGUACUACUCGCAGCCGGGUUCCUGAUAGAGCAGGAACAAGCACAUGAAUGGGUUCGCCGACAUGGAUUCGAACCGGAAUCGGAGCAAGCGUACCCGCUCAUAGAGCUUCAUGAUGUCGCGAACUCAAUGGGCCUCAAAAACGAAGUGUGCGUUUUCGGCCUCCCACACGAGUUCAAGGACUAUGGCAAGCCUACCUAUCUCGUGUCGGUUCAGUGGCGGAAGGUGACGGCGCCGGAGAGGAAGCCGGAAUACGGAGAUCGGAACGUUUAUAGAAUGUUCAAUCGCACGAGCGACCGAGUAAUCAGCCUCCGGGAGGCGUUGGAGAACGAAGGUCUCCGAGACCUCCCUUACAUGCAUGUUCUGGAUCCCGAUGGGUAUCAUUCCACAGAAAUCAGGGAAAUCCCCAAACCAUCGGAGGCGGUGGCAUCGACGGGAGCUUCGGACAGGAACACUCAGACCAAUGCAUGA
Molecule: messenger RNA, 474 nt
Organism: Gloeophyllum trabeum ATCC 11539
Lineage: Eukaryota; Fungi; Basidiomycota; Agaricomycetes; Gloeophyllales; Gloeophyllaceae
Exons: 1
Coding region: 1-474 (157 amino acids)
Source: RefSeq, a predicted model, not a curated record